GUGCUCUCGCUUCAUCGCGCUAUAUCUCGAAAACGGUUGCUUGUACGAAAAAAGUGUAUAGGAGAAAUUUUUUAGAGAAUACCAUUUACUUGGUUUAGUGUUCUUCAUCUAUCAACGUCUGAGUUCCCAAAAUGGUCAAAGCUAAAAAGUUUGUAUUACGUAAGCACCCUGAAGGGUUACCAAAAUCAACAGAUUUUAAAUUGGUAGAAGAAGAAUUACCGCCACUAAAAGAAAAUGAAGUCCUCACUGAAGCCGUUUUCCUUAGUGUUGAUCCUUACAUGAGAGCCUACAUGUCUACACUCUCUUUGGACACAACCAUGAUUGGAUCACAAGUGGCAAAAAUUAUCGAAAGUAGAAAUCCUAAAUAUCCAGUAGGCAAAUACAUCGUUGGACAAUUUGGUUGGAGGACGCACACCAUUACUGACGGUGCCUCUGCUGCUGGCUCUGGUCCAUUGAUAGUUUUACCAGAUUUGGGAGAUUUGCCUCUAUCAUUAGGACUUGGAGUGCUUGGAAUGCCUGGUAAUACUGCCUAUUUUGGAUUUUUGGAAAUAUGCUUACCCAAAGUGGGCGAAACUGUUGUGGUUAGUGGAGCUGCUGGAGCAGUUGGCAGCCAUGUAGGACAAAUUGCAAAAAUUAAAGGCUGCAAAGUUAUUGGUAUCGCUGGUACUGACGAAAAAGGAAAAUGGUUGACAAAAGAGCUUGGAUUUGACCAUUUCAUAAACUACAAAACACAAAAUGUUGGAGAAGAAUUAAAGAAAGUUGCCCCAGAAGGUGUCCACUGCUAUUUUGAUAAUGUGGGAGGUGAAAUCAGUAUCACUGUAAUGAAUCAAAUGAAAAUGUAUGGAAGAGUUGCUGUGUGCGGAGCCAUUUCUAGCUACAAUGAAAAAGAAACACCAAAAGUAACAUCGCCGUUCAGACCAAUAAUUUUCCAACAGCUAAAGGUUGAAGGCUUGUACGUGACAAGGUGGAACGACAGAUGGAUGGAAGGCAUCAACCAGAAUUUGCAAUGGAUCAAACAAGGCAAAUUGAAAUACCACGAAACGGUUACGGAGGGAUUCCAAAAUAUUUUUAAUGCGUUUGUUGAUAUGAUGAACGGUGGUAACACUGGCAAAGCUAUCGUGAAAGUUUGAGGAAAAUUAUAUUUUGUAAUCAAAUAAAAAAUUAUAAUGAUUGAGUCUU
Ceutorhynchus assimilis (cabbage seed weevil) is the source of this 1179-nucleotide messenger RNA. Lineage: Eukaryota; Metazoa; Arthropoda; Insecta; Coleoptera; Curculionidae. The record is from the annotation of a GenBank genome assembly.